Osmerus eperlanus (European smelt) is the source of this 2436-nucleotide messenger RNA. RefSeq names its product GTPase IMAP family member 8. Bases 295 to 1770 code for a protein of 491 amino acids. The transcript has 4 exons. Gene Ontology annotation, molecular function: GTP binding. Lineage: Eukaryota; Metazoa; Chordata; Actinopteri; Osmeriformes; Osmeridae. The record is from RefSeq and is a predicted model, not a curated record.
GAGAGAGAGAGAGAGAGAGAGAGAGAGAGAGAGAGAGGAGGAAGAACGUGUGAUAGAGCAAGAGAGGAGGGGGAUAGGCAGUUAGAGGAAGAGCUAGUGUUAUGUUCCGGGAGAGAAUGAAAGUGAGAAUGAGAGAAAGAGCCAAGAGAAAACAUUUAGCCUGCCAGCCUCUUUCAGACAAGUCAGGUUACGCAACACCUCACGGAACAUUCUCUAAGGGAGCGUGUUAGGACUCGCAAGAUUAAGAAAGGGAGAGGAGGGGUUGAUAGGGAAACAACAGGAUCUACACACAAGAUGGCUGCAGUGUCUUGCAGCUCAGGCUCUGCAGGGGAACACAGACCGCAGCUCAGACUGCUCCUGCUGGGAGGGGCGCAGACCGGUAAGUCCCGCUCAGGCAACACCAUCCUGGGGGACGAGGUGUUCCAGACCGGAGAGGAGACCACGCACAGCAUGGUGAUCUACAAGGAGACCCGCGGGCGACGCUUAACUGUGGUGGACACCCCUCCCUGGGCUGGUCCCACCGACUCCUCCGCAGGGGGGGACGGUGGCGAUGAUGGUGGCGAUGAGGGUGGCGGUGGUGGCGAUGGUCAUGGAGCUGCCGUCCAGUCUGAACAGGCUAGCAUAGAGGGGCCUUUCAUGGGGGCUAUCCUGUGCCCCCCCGGCCCACACGCCCUCCUCCUGGUGAUGUCCGUGUCCCAACCCUUCACCGAGGUCCAGCGCAAGGCAGCCGAGGACCAGGUGGAGGCGCUGGGCGGAGGAGCCUGGAGGCACUGCAUGUUGGUUUUUACCGCCGUGGAUCAGCUGCCUAAAGGGACAUUUGUUGAGGAGCACAUAGAGAAGACAGGAGAGGCUCUGCAGUGGCUGGUGGAGAGGUGUGGGAGCAGGUACCAUGCCCUGGAUAACACACUACGCGGAGGGAAGGAGAGCACACAGGUGCAGGAGCUGCUGGAGAAGGUGGAGGAGCUGGUGGAGGAGAACCAGGGCUGGUAUUUUGAGUUCAACGAGCUGACCCUGCUGGAGGAGGAGCACGCCAGGAGGGCCCUGGAGGAGGAGAGGAGGAGGAUGGAGGAGCAGGAGAGGCUGAGGCCUAGCAUGAUAGGAGGGCCUCCUAGAGAGCUUAGAGUUCUUCUUCUGGGUUGGAAGGGGGUGGGGAAGAGCUCUGUGGGUAACGCCAUCCUCGGCCGGCGGGACUUUGAGUCUGGUCUUGAGACAGAGCUGUGCAUGCGGAGGCAGGCGCUGGUGGCCGGCCGGCGCGUCACAGUGGUCGACACCCCGGGCUGGGACUGGUUCUCCGUCAGACGCACGCCCAGACGCAUACGCCAAGAGACCAAGAGAGGUGGAGCCCUGCUCUACCCAGGCCCGCACACCAUCCUGCUGGUCCUGCCCGUCGUAUGCAGCCUCAGCACCAGGAAGAGGCGGACCCUGGAAGCCCACAUCGAGGCCCUAUUCGGUGAUAGGGCAUGCCUGCACACCAUGGUACUGUUCAGCUGCGGUGAUUGGCUGGGUCGCACGCCCAUCGAGGAGCACAUCCAGAGGGGGGGGCGGGAGCUGCACAGCCUGCUGGAGUACUGUGGGAACUAUUACCACGUGAUGGACAGCAAGACGCCUGUCAAGGACUCCAGGAGCGUCUCAGACCUGCUGGACAAGAUCGAGGAGAUGAUCAGAGAGAACGGAGAUGAAGCCUUCCUCCCCAUAGCUCUGAACAGUGACAGCGAGUCGUCAGACAACACCAGUCCAGAGGAUGACUGUCGCGGCUGCCAGCUGCAGUGACCCACAGGACACACGCUGGCAGGACACUGCUUCACAUCCACCCAGGGGACACGCUCAGUUUAACAAGGCCUGUUGUGGCAUUCUGAAAAGGGAACAGCUAAACACUGUUAAAGCGCACUGGUCAUAUGCACUUAUCUCUGCACUUCAGUUACAGUGGAACGAAUAUCUAGUGACUGGCACCUGACCACAAUGGAAAAGUUGUGAUCCAUGGAGGCUAGGUACAGAUUCUUUUUUUUGUUGUUGUAAAAAUCCAUGACUGUACUGGCAAAUACAAAUAUGUUUGUUGCUUAUAUUUAUUGAUAAAAAAUAAAAUGAUGACGCUGUAGUUGGGCAUUUCAGUACAACGUUCAGCCUCAGAAAAUAACUCAAAUGUCACCACGGGGAAUGUUCUAGAAUCCAUGUGACCUACAGUACUGACUUCCGUUAGCAGGGAACAACACGCUGCACCUGACAGUGCAGCAUCACUGCUUCCUAACAUCACACAGCUCUGCAGUAGUAUACAACUCAGUGUUAAAGCAUGUCCCUGUUUUCAAUUUGAAACAAUCACAUGAAGUGUAUCUGUAAUGAUCAGUUCCGGGUUACGCAAUGAUGUUGCACUCAUUCAUAUGUGGAUAUAUGUACAUGUAUAAUGGCAUUGCUCAUAUGUAAUAAAACAUUUUGCACUGA